Molecule: messenger RNA, 1004 nt
Organism: Notechis scutatus (mainland tiger snake)
Lineage: Eukaryota; Metazoa; Chordata; Lepidosauria; Squamata; Elapidae
Source: RefSeq, a predicted model, not a curated record
UCCGUUCAGGCUGGUGGAAGGACCCUGCCAGCACGCCUGUUUCAAAUCCUGAUUUUUCUGAGUCCCCCCCACCCCUCUGAUUUUUGGGGGAAACCUGGAGCGGUUCGGGAAGCACCAUGGUGUGGUGCCUGUGCUUCAUGUCCGAGGACGAAAAAAAUGCCAUGAUGAUCGAUAAAGAAAUCAGCCGGCUACUUCAAGAACAAAAGAAACGGGACCGGUGGGAGUUAAAGCUGCUGUUGUUGGGCACUGGGGAAGGUGGAAAAAGCACCUUCAUCAAACAGAUGAGGAUUAUCCACGGAGUGGGAUUCACGGAAGACGAGCGGAAGGACUUUGCGAAAGUGGUGUAUCAAAACAUCUUCACCUCUAUCCAGGCAAUCAUCAGAGCUAUGGAGAGCCUGCAGAUUCCUUACGCCCAGGAGGAGAAUGCACAAAACGCCCGGCAGCUCCUGAGCAUAGAUGCCUAUAAAGUGGUCUCCCUGGACCCCCACAAUGCCAGGAUCAUUGGUGGCCUCUGGAAGGAUGCCGGCAUCAGGACCUGUUAUAAGAAGAGAAGCAAAUUCCACCUGCUCGAUUCGACGUCCUACUUCCUUUCGAAUCUGGAUCGCAUUGCUUCUGAGGGGUAUGUGCCAAGUGCCCAGGAUAUCUUGAGAACCCGUGUGCCCACAACGGGCAUUAACGAGUACUGCUUCUCGAUGCAAAAGGUGACGUUAAGGAUCGUUGAUGUUGGCGGGCAGAAAACCGAACGCCGGAAGUGGAUCCACUGUUUCGAAAACGUGAUUGCCUUAAUCUAUUUGGCCUCUCUGAGCGAGUAUGACCAGUCGCUGGAGGAGAAUAAUACCGAAAACCGAAUGAGGGAGAGUUUAGAUCUCUUCAGGACAAUUCUGGAGCUGCCCUGGUUCUGGAACACCUCCAUUAUUCUCUUCCUGAACAAAGUGGACAUCCUGGAGGAGAAAAUCCUCACCUCGGAUCUGGCUGCCUAUUUCCCCACUUUCCCAGACCAGUAG